This is a messenger RNA of Asparagus officinalis (garden asparagus), 1306 nucleotides long. RefSeq names its product protein GrpE-like. Lineage: Eukaryota; Viridiplantae; Streptophyta; Magnoliopsida; Asparagales; Asparagaceae. Bases 92 to 1093 code for a protein of 333 amino acids. The record is from RefSeq and is a predicted model, not a curated record. Gene Ontology annotation, biological process: protein folding. The transcript has 4 exons. Gene Ontology annotation, cellular component: chloroplast. Gene Ontology annotation, molecular function: adenyl-nucleotide exchange factor activity; protein homodimerization activity; protein-folding chaperone binding.
CCGGCCCAAAGAUUCAACAGUUCCUACAAAAAUAUAGCUCUCUCCUCUAUCCUCGCCGCCUCUCUCUCUCUCUCUCUCUCUCUAGAAUCCAAUGGCCUCAACAUUGAGAACUCCUGUACUUCUUCUACCCUCUUCAAGAUUGAGCCCAUCUCCCGUUGAGAGCCCAAGAGCUCUUGUAAGUUUCUCUUCCACUAAGCAAUGUGCUCUUCAGCUCAAGGUCUCUCGUUUGCCUGUGAAGCAGUCUCUUCGAUUUCCAACCUUUGUGCCCUUCUCUGCUUCUGGGGAGACUGCAGAUACCAAAGAGGCGGAUGAAGUGAUAGCAGGGGAAGAUUCAGAAGAUGAAUCUUCUAAAGAGAAUGCUGUAAAUGGUGAUGAUAUUGCCGAGACAGAAGGAAAAACAGCUUCACUUUUUAUGGCGUCACUACAAUCAUAUAAAGAAGCUUUGGCAAAUGAUGACCAAUCUACAGUUGCAGAACUCGAGGCCUUUCUUCACUCAAUUGAAGAUGAGAAAAACUCUCUUGGGAACAAAGUUGCUGUUAUUUCUGAUGAGCUAUCCGCUGAAAGGGAUCGCGUCCUUAGAAUUAGCGCAGACUUUGAUAAUUUCAGGAAGAGGACUGAGAGAGACCGCCUCUCUUUGAUGGAGAAGGUGCAGGGAGAAGUCGUGGAAAGCUUGUUGCCUGUUCUCGAUAAUUUUGAGAGAGCUAAAACUCAAAUCAAAGUGGAGACUCAGGGAGAAGAGAAGAUAAAUAACAGUUACCAGAGCAUUAAUAAGCAGUUUCAUGAGAUUCUCACCUCACUCGGGGUUGAAGCUGUCGAAACUGUUGGCACCCAAUUUGAUCCUCUUCUUCACGAAGCAAUAAUGCGAGAAGACUCAGCAGAGUAUGAAGAGGGCAUUAUAGUUCAAGAAUUUCGGAAGGGUUUCAAGCUCGGUGAGAGACUGCUCCGGCCAUCAAUGGUGAAAGUAUCGGCUGGGCCUGGGCCUGAUAAGUCUGAUGAGGAUCCAAUUCCUCCUGCAGAUGAGGGAAUAUCUCCUGUAGUCAAAGAAGAGAUUUCAGAUUUCGACGAAAGUGUUGAUAGUUCAGAUUCCGACUAACUUACAUUAGUUUUUGCUUCAGCUUAUGAGUCGAACAAAUAUUUUUUCCAAGAGCAGCUGCUGCAGAGAUCGAAAGGUUUAGACUUGGGUUUGUAAUUUUUUAAGUUAUAAUUAUUUUUUGUAAGAGAUGACACUUAUAUUGCUUAGACAGUGGACAAGAUCAGAUCUAUAGUUCUCAUAAUUGAUAUAAUGUUAUGUUCAUGUUAUGAUCUA